AUGACCAUCCCGGAGGAGGUGGACAUCAUCAUCUGUGGUGGUGGUAGCGCCGGCUGCGUACCAGCCGGCCGUUUAGCCAACCUCGACCAUAACCUCUCAGUUCUGUUGAUCGAGGCUGGUGAAGAUAACUUAAACAAUCCAUGGGUCUAUCGUCCCGGCAUCUACCCCCGGAACAUGAAGCUGGACUCUAAGACCGCUUCGUUCUAUCACUCUCGGCCAUCGGAGCACCUUGACGGUCGAAGGGCUAUUGUUCCAUGUGCGAAUGUCCUUGGAGGGGGGAGCUCGAUCAAUUUCAUGAUGUACACCCGGGCUUCUGCUUCGGACUACGAUGACUGGCAGGCAAAGGGCUGGCGUACAAAGGAGCUUUUGCCUUUGAUGAAGAAGCACGAGACAUAUCAGCGUGCGUGCAACAACAGGGAACUUCAUGGUUUCGAUGGCCCCAUCAAGGUGUCUUUCGGGAACUAUACGUAUCCUGUCAUGCAAGACUUCCUUCGUGCGGCGGAGUCUCUCGAUAUUCCGAUCACGGAUGACCUGCAAGAUUUGAAGACCGGACACGGCUCUGAGCACUGGCUGAAAUGGAUCAAUCGUGAUACUGGCCGUCGAAGUGACGCUGCUCACGCAUACGUCCACAGCACUCGAAGUAGACAUUCCAACCUACACUUAAAGUGCAACACCAAGGUGGACAAGGUCAUCAUCGAAGGCGGCAGGGCAGUCGGAGUCGCAACCAUCCCGACCAAGCCCUUAGACAACCGUAACCCGCCCCGCAAGAUCUUCAGGGCUCGCAAGCAGAUCAUUGUAAGCAGCGGUACUCUGGGCUCACCACUCGUUCUUCAAAGAUCUGGUAUCGGUGAUCCUGAGAAGCUCCGCGCAGUUGGGGUAGAGCCGAUCGUGGACCUGCCUGGCGUGGGCCGCAACUUCCAGGAUCACUAUCUUACUUUCUCUGUUUACCGGGCUAAGCCUGAAGUCGAGUCGUUUGAUGAUUUCAUCCGGGGAGAUCCUGAGGUUCAGAAGAAGGUCUACGAUGAGUGGAACCUGAAGGGCACUGGUCCCCUAGCCACGAAUGGCAUUGAUGCUGGUGUGAAGAUUAGACCAACUCAGCAGGAGUUGGAGGAGAUGAAGAUGUGGCCUACGUCUGACUUUGUGAAAGGAUGGGAGUCUUACUUCAAGGAUAAGCCGGACAAGCCUGUCAUGCAUUAUUCGAUCAUUUCUGGAUGGUUCGGUGACCACAUGCUCAUGCCACCGGGCAAGUUUUUCACCAUGUUCCAUUUCUUGGAAUACCCAUUCUCUCGUGGAUUUACCCACAUCCAGUCCCCAGAUCCAUAUGAGAACCCAGACUUCGAUGCCGGUUUCAUGAACGACAAGCGCGACAUGGCUCCUAUGGUCUGGGGCUACAUCAAGUCUCGGGAGACGGCCCGCCGGAUGAAUGCGUAUGCUGGAGAGGUGACUGGCAUGCACCCUCACUUUAAGUACAACUCUCCAGCUCGCGCAUUUGACCUUGAUCUUGCGACUACCAAUGCCUAUGCUGGACCGAAUCACUAUUCAGCUGGCAUUCAGCAUGGUUCCUGGUCCCACCCUCUGGAACCAGGAGAGCAGCCUGCGACAACCUUCCUCAACUCUCACAAGCAGGAGACUCGAGCACCGCUAAAAUAUAGUGCGGAUGACCUUGAGCAGAUUGAGAAAUGGGUGCAACGGCACGUCGAAACUACUUGGCACUCGCUGGGUACUUGCAGCAUGGCACCCAGAGAGGGCAACUCGAUCGUCAAACACGGUGUUGUCGACGAGCGCCUGAACGUCCACGGCGUGGAAGGUCUCAAAGUCUGUGAUCUAUCUAUUUGCCCGGAUAACGUGGGCUGCAAUACGUUUAGCACCGCUCUUCUCAUAGGCGAGAAAUGCGCGGUUCUCACUGCAGAGGACUUGGGCUAUUCAGGCCUUGCUUUGGAGAUGAGGGUGCCUACUUAUCAUGCCCCGGGAGAAAUCGUAAAUCUGGCACGCCUGUGA
This is a messenger RNA of Aspergillus chevalieri, 1998 nucleotides long. Its product is annotated as GMC family oxidoreductase. Lineage: Eukaryota; Fungi; Ascomycota; Eurotiomycetes; Eurotiales; Aspergillaceae. The record is from RefSeq and is a predicted model, not a curated record. The transcript is spliced from 8 exons. Gene Ontology annotation, molecular function: flavin adenine dinucleotide binding; oxidoreductase activity, acting on CH-OH group of donors. Bases 1 to 1998 code for a protein of 665 amino acids.